This is a messenger RNA of Megalops cyprinoides (Indo-Pacific tarpon), 950 nucleotides long. RefSeq names its product riboflavin-binding protein-like. Gene Ontology annotation, cellular component: external side of plasma membrane. The record is from RefSeq and is a predicted model, not a curated record. Lineage: Eukaryota; Metazoa; Chordata; Actinopteri; Elopiformes; Megalopidae. Bases 68 to 817 code for a protein of 249 amino acids. Gene Ontology annotation, molecular function: riboflavin binding; signaling receptor activity; riboflavin transmembrane transporter activity. The transcript has 6 exons.
UUUGUGAAGACAUCAGGGGCCCACAGUGCCACAGUGGCAUUUGAGGACUUCGAGAAACAAGGACACAAUGAGUCUUAAAUCCAGUCUAUCUGUGAGUUGGGUGCGGGUAUACCUGGCAGUGGUGGGGGCAGCGCUCCUUCUGGACUUAGCGUUAAGUCUAAAUGAUACCUGUCUGACCGGGACUCACCACAAGAAAUCCCCCAGCCCAGAGACCACCAUGAAAGAAUGUGUUUUGUACUCUAACUCAUCCUGCUGCCAUGGUAACUUCACUGAGAAGCUUGUGUCCCCUGUGAAGAAAGUGGACAACACCCACUGGAAUGUCUGUCAGCAACUUAGUGACGGGUGUGAGUUGUUCAUGAAGAAGAUCGAGUGCUUUUACCAGUGCUCCCCAUACACUGCUCACUGGAUGAAUCCCAGCUACACUGCGGGCUUCUUACAGGUCCCUCUCUGUGCCAGCUUCUGUGACAGAUGGUUGGAUGCUUGCAAGGAUGACCUGACCUGUGCUAAAAACUGGCUCACGGACUUCAAAUUUGACAGUGACGGCAAUCACUGUCAACAUGACUGUGUGCCAUUUGGAAAAAUGUACUCCAAUGGGACAGACUUGUGCCAGUCCAUGUGGGGCACAUCCUUUGUGGUAAGCUCAUCAGACUGCCACUGUUUGCAGCUUGAUAGCCGAGACGAAAUGGCCCUGCCCUAUAUCCUGCACCAAAAUGACAGCUCCAGCAGUCUCUCACCCAACCAGGAGGGACCCUGCCACCACGCACCAGUGAGUCUGGACUACAUGUCCCCCAGAAACAACACUGGCACCACCAUUUGAGGUCCAUAUACGUCAUAACUACUGUAUAUGUCUGUUUUCUGGCUCCUGUCUACCAGCUGAUGAAAUAAUCAGCUGAUGUUCUGUAUAUGCAUCAAGGCAUUUAAAAAUGAAGUAAACAGGAUGUGCACAAAUG